AUGGAGAUAUUUUACCUGUACGCACUGCUGACUUCCCAUGGAGCGCCAUUGGUCAAUGCCAUGCACGCCAAAGAGGAUGAAGUUGCAACUACUAACCCUGCACUCUCGUGGGUUUCCCAGGUUCUCCCUGAUGAAGUUGCAUUGGUUUGUGGUCCCCGACCAGUCUGUAACCAUUUCCUCAAAGGCAUCCUCUCUGGAGAUGCACAGACCGCUUUCCAAGUGAAUGUCACUCCAGACUAUAGAUCACUGUCACCAGCUGAAAUAUGCAUAAAAUACACACUCCCCAACUUUGAUCAUGCCCUCACUGACUUCAUUGCUCAAUCAUCACCGUCUAGUGGCGAACAUACCUGCUGGGACCCCAAAUAUGGACGUUACCAGGUAUGGAAUAAGUUUUGGCUCCAACUUCAUUCAGCCUUCCAGCAACGUGUGAUCAUGCCUAGCAGGGUGGUGCAAGCAUACCCGCCCAGCAAUAAUUUUCCCCUUGGCGAUUGUGACACUGUUCUCAUAGAUGCCAUGGGCAUUAAUGGCAAAAUGAUUGUUCGACAAGGUUCCAACCUGGAACUGCCAUCAUAUCUCUCUGGCCCACUUCUCUACAUUGAACUUUUCUGCUUCAUCUCCAGUCCUGAUGAUUGCCCUGAACUCACGAUGUGGACUAUCGAGCGCACGUAUAUGCAGGAUCAAAAUGAUAUUCCAUCAGAUGGUUUCCCCAGUGCAGACAUUGCAUGCCGAUACUAUGCCAGUGGAGAUACCAUUACGACUUCCCAACAUCUCCACAAAUCCAGGGCCGCCCAAUUAAUUGCAAUUGUGUUGGUGGACGUGUAUAACAAUAGCAUCCUGGUUGAGGAUUACAUUCCCAUUGGGUAUUCCAUGGAUGGGAAUUAUUAUGCCCUUCUGAGGUCGAUUGCAAUGGGGAUUGACAGGGGGAGUUUUGACCUCGAACCCCUGAAGUGGCCCAGCAAGCCCGUGGGUGCGUUUACAGAUAGGAUGAACACCAAGCAACAUCAAGUCUUACUGCCACUGGCAGCUUACAUGAAGUUAAUGAAGGACAUGGCAUUGCUUGCAUUGAAGGAUGGUGAGAAUGCCAAUGACCUGCUGGCACAGUUGGACAAUGACCACGCAUAUUUGAUUAGCUUUUUAGGUGCCGACAACGAAGCUCAUCCAAUGUUCGCUUACUUUAACUAA
Messenger RNA from Suillus subalutaceus, 1182 nucleotides. RefSeq lists its product as uncharacterized. The coding region runs from base 1 to 1182 and encodes 393 amino acids. The record is from RefSeq and is a predicted model, not a curated record. NCBI's taxonomy places the organism in Eukaryota, Fungi, Basidiomycota, Agaricomycetes, Boletales, Suillaceae. The transcript has 4 exons.